AUGUCCCGCUAUGCAGACGCUCACUCUGCGCCGAAAGGCCCUGGUGAUGCUCGUCCAACUGCUCUCCAAAUCGUCAAGGAUGAGGGUCUUGAGGGCAAGCUGAUUGACAAGGUGGUACUCAUUACAGGGUGCUCAUCAGGCCUGGGCAUCGAAACAGCUCGAGCGAUCGCUGCUACAGGUGCCAGGAUCUUUGCUGGUGUACGCAACGUCCAGAAGGGCGAAGACGCAUUGUCCGACAUUCUCAAGAGUGGGAAGGUAGAAUUGUUAAAGAUGGAUCUCAAUUCCUUGGAGAGCGUCAGGGCAGCCGCAGAGGUCUUCAAAAGCCGGAGCGAAAAGCUGAACAUCAUGAUAAAUAACGCUGGUGUCAUGGCUACCCCUCAAGGCAAGACAGCCGAUGGCUUCGAGACUCAAUUCGGCACGAACCAUCUAGCCCACUUCCUCCUGUUCCAACUCCUCAAGCCACUCCUCCUCUCCUCUUCCACCCCUGCAUUUCCUUCUCGCGUCGUUGCCCUCUCCUCAUCCGGUCAUCGCACUCACGGCAUCUUUUUCGACGACUACAACAUCGAAAAGACGGCCUACAAUCCCUGGGUCGCCUACGGGCAGAGCAAGACUGCAAACAUCUAUUUAGCGAAUGAAAUUGAGCGACGGUAUGGCGACCGCGGAUUGCACGGAUAUAGUCUUCAUCCAGGCGGGAUACAAACCGGAUUGCAAAAUCACUUGGGCGAAGAUAUGCAGGCGAUGAUGAAGCAGCCGGAUAUCGUGAGAAACAUGAAGAGUCCAGAGCAGGGCGCUGCUACUAGCGUAUAUACAGCGCUAAGUAGGGAGGCAGAAGGGAGAGGAGGCAGGUUUUUUGAGGAUUGUGCGGAAGCUCCGCCCGUGGGCGAUGGGAAGGGGAUGAUGGCCGUGGGAUAUGCGACUUGGGCUUACCAUGAAGAGGGAGAAAAGAAGCUUUGGAAGGAUAGCCUGAAGAUGGUAGGGUUAGAGGAUGAUGUAUGA
Molecule: messenger RNA, 996 nt
Organism: Bacidia gigantensis
Lineage: Eukaryota; Fungi; Ascomycota; Lecanoromycetes; Lecanorales; Ramalinaceae
Exons: 2
Coding region: 1-996 (331 amino acids)
Source: RefSeq, a predicted model, not a curated record